Molecule: messenger RNA, 1443 nt
Organism: Myripristis murdjan (pinecone soldierfish)
Lineage: Eukaryota; Metazoa; Chordata; Actinopteri; Holocentriformes; Holocentridae
Gene: swsap1
Product: SWIM-type zinc finger 7 associated protein 1
Exons: 2
Coding region: 280-1125 (281 amino acids)
Biological process (GO): double-strand break repair via homologous recombination
Cellular component (GO): Shu complex
Molecular function (GO): single-stranded DNA binding
Source: RefSeq, a predicted model, not a curated record
UUUACCUCGUACCUUCACAACCUCAGUGUAUAAUCCUAAAAUGACUGAAUCGUGUGUGGAUGUAGCUGGGGGACACGCGGAGUGAGAUUUCUGCUGUGAACUCUCACAGACACCGUGGCGGAACGAUACAGAAAAGGAAGUCGGUUCCGCACGGACCGUAUUAGCACACACACUCGCGUCCAAAAUGUAAACAGAAGCGGGAAACGUUGCAGUGAGCCUAAUGAGGCUUUUCCAAUGUCAGUCUCAGUCUCAAAGGGUCAUACCGCUACAUAAGUCAUCAUGGCCGAUAUCUUGACACAUGUAUUCAGGACUUUUAUUCCAGAGGCGGGUCUGACGAAGGAUGUUAAACUCAUCAGUCCGUCGUCCACAGCCUGCAGUACGCUGAUGGUCGGGGAGCGGAGCGUCAGCCGCUCUGUGCUGCUGCUGGCGGCCGUGACCGCAGCCUCGGAGAUGGACAGCAAAGUGUUCUUCUUCACCCAGACUCAGAUCCAGAGCCUGCCAGUGUCUCUUCAGAGCUGCAUCCCUAACCUGAGCCCAGAAACUUUGAAGAAAAUCAAGUUUUCCUAUCCCAGGACUGUUGAGGACCUACUUCAGCAAGUGGCUUCCCUUCAUGAGACGGUCAGCACGGCUCCCACGCCUCCCUCACUGGUCAUAGUUGACAGACUGGAGGGCUACCUGCACGGCUCUGCAGGGAGCAGCAGCCACACGGGAUUUCACCAAGGUGAGCAGUCCUGUGCUGCACAUGUGUCUGCGCUGCUGUGCGACACGGCUGCAUUUCUCACACAAAUCCUAGAGCAGCGGGGCUCAAGCUCGGCCCCAUGCCGCGUCAUCGCCUCGUACCACUCUGAGCUGCAGGCCGGGUCAGCCAGUGGAGAACUCCCAGCCCCAGACCCCAUCCUUGCUGUCCUUGACCGCUAUUUCCAGGUGCGUUGUACUCUGGACAGAGACAGAAGCUGCAAAGCCACAGCAGCUGGACUACAGGAGCUGUGGCACAUUUUCCUCUCUGGGACGGGACUCACAGAGGCCUCUCCAGCCAAGGGAUCUGAGGUCAGAAAUGUGGGUGUGGCCCAUGAGUGGCAGUUGGUCAUUUUUCCUGAUGGAUUAAUGGAGUUUACAUUGGUUUGAACAUGUGCAGAUCAGUGACUUUACUAGUAUGUGAACAACUGAAGUCCACAUGUAUUUCCAGGGAAUGUUUUUAUUCAUCGCUUCUGUUGCUUUUCAGAGAUAACCUUGUUUUAAAUUUAGGAGGCAUUAUACUCACCUUGGAGCAGAAAAGGCUUCAACCACUGUUACACUGUAUUUCAAACACAGCAUUAUUUUUUUUUUGAUGAAGGGACAGCUCUGUUAUGAGCAAAAAACUAUUUCCAGCCGUGCCUUUCCAUCUGUUUAACUGUGUGCUGUGAUAAAAACCAAUCUUCUCCCAAGCAGUGUUGCCUCAUCACU